Molecule: messenger RNA, 327 nt
Organism: Prorocentrum cordatum
Lineage: Eukaryota; Dinophyceae; Prorocentrales; Prorocentraceae
Source: the annotation of a GenBank genome assembly
AUGCGCUGCAAUCUCUGCAAAAACCAACCGACACCAGCUGCAGGAAACGCGCCACUCACAACCCACCCAUCAGAAAAGAUCACCAGCCCCUCAGAGCCAAGGAUCAUUCAGCAGCUGCUCUGGUAUAAUGCCACCCUGAAGCCAAUCGAUCUCUGCCGCGAAACACUCAGGCAUCACCAAGAGCUGCCCGUCAGCGUCGCCGUGCUCCUCCGUGUCGCGCGCGACGGCGGCCAUGGAUUGACGGAGGGUAUCCACCCCGCCGCUGCCGCGGCGAAGCUCUCUCCUCUCGUCCCGCGCCCUUGCGCGUUCCUGCUCCAGGAGCGCUAG